This is a messenger RNA of Oncorhynchus gorbuscha (pink salmon), 5203 nucleotides long. RefSeq names its product phospholipid phosphatase 2-like. Gene Ontology annotation, biological process: phospholipid dephosphorylation; signal transduction; phospholipid metabolic process. The record is from RefSeq and is a predicted model, not a curated record. Gene Ontology annotation, molecular function: phosphatidate phosphatase activity. The coding region runs from base 399 to 1268 and encodes 289 amino acids. The transcript has 7 exons. NCBI's taxonomy places the organism in Eukaryota, Metazoa, Chordata, Actinopteri, Salmoniformes, Salmonidae.
CGAGUUCUGACGUCAGCUCUGGGGAGUGUAAACGCACACACGCGCCUUUAGUUGGGGAAAGAGCCCAUUCUCAACUUUCCGUAAAGGAAACGAUUUCAGAAGUUUUUUUUCUUCCGUUAUCUCUGCUUGCUUUUGGACAAUGCGCGACCCACAUAUGUCCGUGUGUUGACAGCGCUGGACACUGUGUGUGUGGUGUAUACUACAGUUGCGUCUUUCCCCGACUCACCUAUAGAGCGUAGGCCUAAACAGGUAGGCCAGGUAGACUACGGGAGCGAAAUCCGGAAGAACAAGCACAUCUGAUUGUUCACCCUAUUUUUCUCUUACCCCUGCAACUAAACUUCUCCCAAUAACGUUUGCAAUUUUGAUAAUUCUUCUUCGGAGAGAGUAGAAGCGUGAAGAUGGAGCUACCAGUUCCCAAGAAAAAUAUGCUGAUUCUAGUUGAUGUUUUCUGUGUGGUUAUCGCGGCCCUUCCGUCAGCGGUCUUGACGUUAAUGUUCAGCCCGUACCAGAGGGGUAUCUACUGUGAUGACGAGAGCAUCAGAUAUCCUUACAGAAGGGACACCAUCUCCCACAGGGCAAUGGCUGCAGUCACCAUCCCCUCCUCCAUAGUCAUAAUAACUACAGGAGAAGCGUACCUGGUGUACUCCAAGCGUCUCCACUCCAACUCUAACUUUAACCAGUACAUGUCAGCUCUCUACAAGGUGGUGGGGACCUUCCUGUUUGGAGCAGCUGUGAGCCAAUCACUGACUGACCUGGCCAAGUUCACCAUCGGCAGGCCACGCCCUAACUUCCUGUCUGUGUGUAAUCCCACUGUUUGUUCUGGGUACAUGCUGCAACUCAACUGUACUGGCAACCCUCGAAACGUCACUGAGUCCAGAUUGUCGUUUUACUCCGGACACUCUGCCUUCGGGAUGUACAGCAUGCUGUUUCUAGCAUUGUAUGUGCAAGCACGUAUGCAGGGGAAGUGGACUCGUCUGGUCAGACCCACAGUGCAGUUCUUCCUCGUGGCGUUUGCGUUGUACGUUGGAUACACACGGGUUAGCGACUACAAACACCAUUGGAGCGACGUACUGGUGGGACUGCUGCAGGGAACUCUCAUCGCUGUGCUCAACGUUUGCUACGUCUCUGAUUUCUUUAAGCUCCGCCCCCCUCCUCGCUGCCCACGAUCAGAGACGGCUGAAGACGAACACCUAGAGGCCAAACCUGGCGUGAACCCAGACACGCAACUACACAACAACCACUACAACUAUACAACUACUACAGCUUGAACACAGACUAACAACUACACUGCAACUACACAACAACCUCUACACAACAAUCAUAUGGCAACCGUGGGGAAGUGGCGGCGACAGGAGUUUGUUGGUGGGUAGGCCUGCAGAAAUUUGGGUGGGCAAUUUUUAAAAAUGAAAAUGUUUUGUUAACUAACUUCCUGCAAUGUUGCCAUGUGGCCAAGAGAUAAAUGUACCGUUUUAUAGCUGUCUAUGAAUUAUAUCUGAUGAUGUUUGCAUGUUUAGGUAAAAAGACGACAAAUAAUUAGAGCCCAACCCCAUAUUGGAUUGUUGGGUCCGAUACCGAUUUUGAGGGAGAGAAAAGUCACAGAUGACUGAUAUCUGUUGAUAUAUUGUUUUUUUUUAGAGGUUGAAUGAAAAACAAACCAAAUUGUGCUUCAAAGGAUCAACAGAUACUCUGAAUGAUGAUUUCUUAACUAAAUAUUAUAGUUAACAUUAUUUAAGAACAUUUUAUUUGUGGUUUACAGGAGAUCCACCAAAAAGCAAUUAUAUGUUCUCUAUAAAUUUGACAGUGAAUACAAAGCUUGUUUAGUUGACCUUAGGUGCAACUUAAAAAAUGUCUAUGGCAGUGGAAAAGAGGUAUGAAAAAGUAUUUGUGCUAAACCACCAUAAGGGUGGUCAUGUAAACAAACACUUCAUGGUCCACCUUGCAAUGAGAGUACGUUACGACAAGCACACGCUAGCUGUUCAUUACGACAAUGUUUUCUUAAAGAAACCAUAUUUACAUAACACUGUUAUUGAAUACAAAAUGUAUUGGCUAUACAUUUCAACUCCAAAUGGCAUGCGCUGAUGACUGAAAAUGUUUAUGCAUGUAAAUUCUUGCUGCACUGGUUUUUGUCACACGUUAUAAUUUCGCGAGCUAGCUAACAUUAGCUACAUAUCUCAUAAUGAAGGCAAGCACAUGGCCUGAAUGAUAGACCUGCGCCAACUGUCUUGUUUUUUGCAGAUUGCAUAUUUCAGAAAACUAACUAAAUUAGCCCACUAGCUAACAUAAUAGGCCCUGACAGUGUCGGUCUUCUUUUUGUAUCAAGGACGAGUGUUCACUUUGGCGCCAGUCCAGUGUUGGCACAUACGUAGCACAUAUUGCUGGCUAGAUAGCUAAGCUAACUACCUUGCUGGUUAGCUAGCCAGCUAACGUGAACAAAGUGAGAAUGUGAUGAGGACAGGGCUGCUUGCUUGGUGAAGUGUACUUUUGAUUAUUUACUCAUGCUGGCUGUGGCAAGCUACUCAAGCUACAAACCACCAUGUCUACCUUCCCUCACAUUGUGGACUAGGGCUGAAUGAUGUUCAAUGAGCAGCUGGUAGAGUGCCCUCUUUAGGCAACCAUUGAAAAUGGAGCAGACAUAUUUGUUUAUUCUAUGUAUAUAAUAUGGGCACUUUAUCUGUGGAAUAAAGGCAGAUAAAAAUAUUGGCCGAUUAAUAUCGGUCGGGCUCUACAGAUAAUGUCCCAUUUGGAACACUGACAAGGUAAUUUGUAAGUCGCUCUGGAUAAGAGCGUCUGCUAAAUGACUUAAAUGUAAAUGUAAAUGAAAGAGCAGUACUUAAAAAUAUAUAUCUAGAAAGAAAAUAGGUUUUUGCUCCCAGUGGGGGCACCCAUGCCUACGCCCCUGCCGUAUGGCUGUCUGUGUGAGAGAAGUGUGUAUAUCAGUGACUGGAAUAAAUGGAACGUAUCAAACACCUCAAGCAUAUGGAAACCACAUGUUUGACUCUGUUUAUUCCGGUCCAGCAUUACAAUGACCCUGUCCUCCGAUAGCUUCUCCCACCAGCCACCACUGGUGUGUAUGAGAAGAUGUGUAUAACCACUCACAUGCACAUGCAUUUAACUUUGUAUUUUAAUACAAUGUACUAAAAGUAUGGAGGAUGAGACAGUUUUUUAACAGACACAAAGAAUUAUUGUGUAGUUCCCAAGAUUUCAAUUAUGCUAACAGGAAACACUGAAACAACUUUUAUUUUUUAAAUGUAUGAUUCAUUUAUAUUUCCUGUGCAGCAGCAUCAACCAGGUUGUCUUCUUGGGAUUUGUAGUUUAUUUGAGUGUCCUGUAGUUCUUUUUUAACCCACCCUCUAGUCUAGUUUGUAUUUGUAAAGGAGUUUUUUGUGUGUUUGUAAUGCUUUGAUCCCUUUUACCUACACUGGAGCUACUAAUCCUCUCACACGUCUUCCAUCAAGACAGCGGUCUCCAAGCCUCGUGCUGGGGAGCUACUGGGCUGCAGGCUUUUGUUCCCGCCCACCACCAACCUACCUGAUUUAACUAGUCGUUAAGACCUUGAUUAGCUGAAUCAGGUGGGUUAGUGUGCUCAUCCUGUAGUUCUCCAGGAGGAGGGGGGGGGGGGACCAAUGGUCUGUGGAGUUCAGUGUUGGGCCUACUGGUACCUAGCAUGUCUGUAGAAGACAUGCAUGUACAGUAUAUGGAAUGUAAAACAGUGUUGCAUAGAUAAUUACUUUCUAACUAACUGUUUAUUUCUGUCGUAUCUCUAAGAUUGUAAUACCACUACUAGCCCACUGUGAUGUUUUUUAAAAUGUUAUUGACGCAACUUGUAUUAGUCACUCCAGUUUAUUAUAUAUAAAGCUGAGUAUAACCUGCCUUCUCGCAUGGCAACACAGGUCCUGUGAGAUCAUGAUGCCAUGUGCUGCCUUUGAAAUGUUGAUGUUGACAAUCGUCAGUGUGUCAAUGAUUGAGUCACUCACUGAGAUGUUCUCUGAAAAACACAUUACACUUCUGCAAAGGGUUAAUAUAUACACUAUAUGACCAAGAGUAUGUGGACACCUGCUCGUCCAACAUCUCAUUCCAAAAUCAUGGGCAUUAAUAUGGAGUUGGUCCCCGCUUUGCUGUUAUAACAGCCUCCAAUCUUCUGGGAAGGCUUUCCACUAGAUGUUGGAUCAUUGCUAUGGGGACUUGCUUCCAGUCAGCCACCAGCAUUAGUCAGGUUGGGCACUGAUGUUUGGCAAAUGCUCACUGGUGCGCGUGCAAUAAUUGAAUAACAUAAUUUCAAAAUGUAAUUUGCAAUGUUCGCACACCAGACGCGAGCAGUGUAGUCAGCCUGUUAGGCUUGUGCGGCUGCUCAGCCAUGGAAACUAAUUUCAUGAAGCUCCAGACUAACAGUUUUUGUGCUGUUUCCCGAGGCAGUUUGGACCGCGGUAGUGAAUGUUGCAACCGAAGACAAGCGGUCCCGUUCUGUGAGCUUGUGGCCUACCACUUCGUAGCUGAGCCAUUGUUACUCCUAGACGUUGCCACUCACAAUAACAGCACUUACAGUUGACUGGGGCAUCUCUAGCAGAGCAGAAAUUUGACGAACUGACUUGUUGAAAUGGUGGCAUCCUAUGACGGUGCCACGUUGAAAGUCACUGAGCUUUUCACUACGGGCCAUUGUUUGUCUAUGGAGAUUGCAUGGCUGGGUGUUCAAUUUAUACACGUGGCUGAAAUACCCAAAUCCACUAAUUUGAAGGGGUGUCAACCUACUUUUGGCCAUGUAGUGUAUUUUAUUGUGUUUGUAUCCACACUGUAAUCCUUCAUAAGCUUGUCUGUAACAAACUGUAGCUGCAAUCAAAUGUAUGUAUUUCUUCUUGAUGGAAAAGGGAACUUGAUUUACAGAAGUGUCUUUCCUUUAUAAUCUGACAACUCCUGCUGAGACGAAAGUGCAUGCAGAACCACAGAGUUACUGCUGUGGAGGGAUGGGUAGAGAGGGAUGAUUGGAAGAAUGGAGGGAUGGCUAAACGGAUGGAAUGAAUGCCUUCAACUUCAUGGAUUCAUCCAAGUGAUUCACUAGGACUUUCCCAAUGUUUGUUGGGGUGAUGGCACACCAGACCCAGUGAUGAAGACAUUGCACAUGUUGUCAUAGCUUUAUUUCAAUUUGUUUUAUUUUAUCUCUCUGUAUUGCUUUUUUGUAGUUUUAUGCAUAAAGACGAACUAAUAUGCC